CCAGUCACAUUCUACUCACCGCAGCUCUAUGGCUGACAGUUUAGCUCUUAUUGUGAAGCUCCUCCCCCUUCCUGAUCCCUCUUCUGUACGGUGGAUGGAAGCACCCUGGACCAUUCAUAUCAACACAAGUGAAAAGUUUGGGUCAGGAUGGAAUCGGCUAAUCUCCCCAUGAUCAAGGAUGAGGAGAGGGAAAGCCUGUUUGGAUAUGUACACGGCGUUUCCGGUCCAGUGGUGACGGCCACUUCAAUGGCGGGAGCGGCUAUGUACGAGCUGGUGCGUGUUGGCCACAGUGAGCUGGUGGGAGAGAUCAUCCGCUUGGAGGGGGACAUGGCCACUAUCCAGGUCUACGAAGAGACUUCGGGUGUAUCCGUGGGAGACCCUGUCCUGCGCACGGGGAAGCCCCUCUCGGUGGAGCUGGGCCCCGGCAUCAUGGGCUCCAUCUUCGACGGCAUCCAGCGGCCGCUGAAGGACAUCAACGACCUCACCCAGAGCAUCUAUAUCCCCAGAGGGGUCAACAUCGGAGCCCUGAACAGAGACAUCAAGUGGGAGUUUACCCCCGGUCAGAGCAUGAGAGCUGGCAGCCACAUUACAGGUGGGGACAUCUAUGGGACGGUGUAUGAGAACUCUCUCAUCAAACACAAGCUGAUGCUCCCGCCACGCAACCGGGGGACCGUAACGUGGGUCGCACCAGCAGGAAAUUACGAUGUCACUGAUAUCGUUCUUGAGCUGGAGUUUGAAGGCGUGAAGGAUAAGUUCAGCAUGAUGCAGGUGUGGCCUGUGCGCCAAGUCCGCCCGGUGACAGAGAAGCUGCCAGCCAAUCACCCGCUGCUCACCGGUCAGAGGGUGCUGGAUGCUCUGUUUCCGUGUGUGCAGGGCGGGACCACAGCUAUCCCCGGAGCUUUCGGCUGCGGCAAGACGGUCAUCUCCCAGUCCCUGUCCAAGUACUCCAACAGUGAGGUCAUCAUCUACGUGGGCUGUGGAGAGCGAGGGAAUGAGAUGUCAGAAGUACUACGAGACUUCCCUGAGCUCACCAUGGAGGUCGACGGCAAGGUGGAGAGCAUCAUGAAGAGAACGGCCCUGGUCGCCAACACAUCCAACAUGCCCGUAGCUGCCAGAGAGGCUUCUAUCUACACAGGCAUCACCCUGUCUGAGUACUUCAGGGACAUGGGCUACAACGUCAGCAUGAUGGCCGACUCCACCUCCCGCUGGGCCGAGGCCCUGAGAGAGAUCUCCGGUAGACUGGCUGAGAUGCCCGCCGACAGUGGUUACCCGGCCUACCUGGGCGCGCGGCUGGCCUCCUUCUACGAGCGGGCGGGGCGAGUCAAGUGCCUGGGGAACCCGGAGAGGGAGGGCAGUGUCAGCAUCGUCGGGGCUGUAUCGCCCCCCGGUGGUGACUUCUCAGAUCCCGUUACCUCGGCAACCUUGGGUAUUGUACAGGUGUUCUGGGGUCUGGACAAGAAGCUGGCCCAGAGGAAGCACUUCCCCUCGGUCAACUGGCUGAUCAGCUACAGCAAGUACACGCGCGCGCUGGACGACCACUACGACAAGCACUUCCCCGAGUUCGUGCCGCUGCGCACCAAGGCCAAGGAGAUCCUGCAGGAGGAGGAGGACCUGGCCGAGAUCGUACAGCUGGUCGGCAAGGCGUCUCUUGCGGAAAGCGACAAAAUCACUUUAGAAGUGGCGAAACUCAUCAAAGAUGACUUCCUACAGCAGAAUGGAUACACACCUUAUGACAGGUUCUGUCCGUUCUACAAGACGGUAGGCAUCCUGUCCAACAUGAUUGCGUUCUACGACCUGGCGCGACACGCGGUGGAGACCACGGCGCAGAGCGACCACAGGAUCACCUGGACCAUGAUCCGGGAGAGCAUGGGAGAGAUCCUGUACAAGAUCAGCACCAUGAAGUUCAAGGACCCGGUGAAGGACGGUGAGGCUAAGAUCAAAGCAGACUACGCCCAGCUACUGGACGAAAUGCAGAACGCCUUCCGCUCGCUGGAGGACUAAAGCUCUUCAUCUGUCUCAGUGUGGUGUGUUUGUGUGUGUGUGUGUGUGGUACAUAUCAAAGUUGUCCCUCGUACCCCCCCCCCCUUCCCCCAACCGACCAAUCAGUACUCGAAACAUUCCGCUUUAUUGUCAUAUCGUCUUAGAAUUGAUUGAUGUCAAUCCAACCUUCGCUUGUCGGCUUCCAAGUAUAUGGGAAGGGAAUCAGCAAGGUCAUCUUCAGAAAAAGCUUUUGGGUCUUUUUUCUGUGUUGCACUUAUCCUGACUUGAUCCCCCCCGCUUGUGAGUUAAUCAUGAGUUAAGUUGAAAUCGCCCCAAUCAGUCAGACGGUAAUCAAUCAAUGGUGUCACCUGUACUACACUUGCAACGAAGAAUUGGUCUACCCGGUGUGACUAACGCACAAAGACAAGCGCACAGCAAACGCAACCGUACUGGUAAAAGGGUAAAGGGAUGGAAACACCCAAGUUUGUAUCUGUGAAAGCUUUCUGUUGUCUUCUACCUCCCAGGAGUGAUGGUCAUUUUGUCUUGGUUUGCUCUCUUAUUGUGAAAAAAGUAGAACAAUUGAGUUGUUGUGAUUGUCAUUCUGUUCGGUUUACGUGUUUUAUUGUAUUAAGGUUUACUUUAAACUAUAAAUACAUUGAUGUGGAAA
Messenger RNA from Gadus morhua (Atlantic cod), 2647 nucleotides. RefSeq names its product V-type proton ATPase catalytic subunit A. Gene Ontology annotation, molecular function: ATP binding; proton-transporting ATPase activity, rotational mechanism; ATP hydrolysis activity. Bases 148 to 2001 code for a protein of 617 amino acids. The record is from RefSeq and is a predicted model, not a curated record. Gene Ontology annotation, cellular component: lysosomal membrane; proton-transporting V-type ATPase, V1 domain. Lineage: Eukaryota; Metazoa; Chordata; Actinopteri; Gadiformes; Gadidae. Gene Ontology annotation, biological process: proton transmembrane transport; ATP metabolic process. The transcript has 15 exons.